AUGCGCAAAGUUCAACGCGUCUCCUGCGGUUCCACACUACAAAUGGCUUGGAUUAUUCCCCCGCAUCUGCACGGGACUGGCGCUGCUUUGAUUCUGAUUGCGGUGAUUCUGACAGGUGAUGCAGUUGCGCAGGUUUUUGACAGCUAUGGAUUAUCAUAUGCCUUGAGGUCCGAGCUGACAGAGGACACGAUACUGGUUGCCAAUAAUGGGGUCCGCGUGCCUUUCGGGAGAUCAGUCUUUAUUGAUCCCAUCAACGAUUUGGUUAUCCAAGUUCAGCCCGGUGAUAGGUGCAGCAUAACAGUCCUGGACAAUGAUCCCUUGUCUCAAAAGCCUGGACAUCUAUCUCCGAAAAAGUUUCCGUGUGAAUUUGGCCCCAACGACGUGAAGUAUUCUCACUUUGGCUCUAGGAGUCCUCCGAGGGAUAGAGUGAGAUUACAACUCAGGUAUGACACCCAAACGGAUACCAUUAUAAUACCCUUUAUGAUGGAGGUGGAAGUCAUUUUCACGCAGCUGGAAGUACUGACCAAAAAUAUGCCACUCACUGUUGAGAAACUGCUCGGCACAAGUAAUCCCAUCGAUAGAAGAAUUUUAGAAUUCACCUAUGAUAGAGGUGUACAACAAUGCAAAAUAGCCUCUCUCUCCAGUGGCAGCGUGCUGCCUAGGUAUGGGAAACUUGUGGAUGAGGACAGCCUUGGAACAAUGGUGGACUGUGAUGAAUUUGUCAAAAUGAGCAUCCGUUAUCAGCAUACUUUUGCUUUGAAGUCACCAAACAGAGAUUACAUUCCAAUGCUAGUGGAAUUACAUGAUAAGGAAGGCAAUUUGCUUAAGCAGGAAUUUUUCCAAAUUUUGGUCAGGAUUAAAGAGGGAGAGGAGAACACAGCCCCGAAACCCAGCUUUGUUGCAAUGAUGAUGAUGGAAGUAGACCAGUUUGUAAUGACAGCGAUAACCACCGAUAUGCUUGCUGCAGAGGAUGUUGAGUCUAAUCCUGACGAAUUAAUUUUCAACAUCACAUCCCCCCUGUCCUUUGAGGAGGGCUACAUAGUGAGCACAGAUGAUAGGAAUUUACCAAUAACCUCAUUUUACCAAGGAGACCUCAAAGACUUGAAAAUCGCCUACAAACCCCCUGCUGUGGAUUCAGACACUGAGCGGAUUUUCCAGAUUGAGUUUGAGGUUGUGGACACAGAGGGGGCUGUGUCAGACCCUUUUGCUUUCAUGAUUGUUGUUAAGCCUAUGAACACGUUGGCCCCUGUGGUGACUAGGAAUACAGGCCAGUUACUGUAUGAGGGUCAGUCCAGGCCUCUGUCCAGUUCACAGAAUCUUGAAAUCAGCGAUGAGGACAAUCUAGACAAAGUCAAAAUCACUGUUAUUGAUGGGCUGAGGCAUGGAGAAUUAACUGUUCUGGGCUCGAGGAGGAAAUUUUUCACCCCGACUGACCUGGACGCUGGAGUAGUCAUUUAUCAACACGAUGGCAGUGACACCUACAGUGAUAAUAUUAUUUUCAAAAUGACAGAUGGCACAAAUGAGGUGGAGUUUCUGUUUCCCAUCACUGUUGUGCCAACCGAUGAUGAGCCUCCCAUAAUCAAUGCCAACACUGGUUUGGUUUUAUUCAAAAAUCAAAUGAUGCCAAUCUCCUCACUUAUGCUCAGUGCAGCAGACAUCGACUCAGAGGAUUCUACAAUAAAAUUCACAAUAGAGCCUCCCUUUUCCACAAUUGGGCAGGUGCUAUUGCGUCAAUCUGAGGCCCCUGAGGACCCAUCAACCUGGAAGUUCAAUACAGAGGAUGAAAUGUAUGAGAAAGUAGUGACUGAAUGGUUGCAGCAGGAUAUUACAGAUGGUAAACUGUUUUACAAGCACACUGGGCCCCACAGCACCAACACAGUUAUGGAUCAGUUUGUGUUUAGAGUUCAAGAUGAUAAUGACCCACCAAACCAAUCAGGUGAGAGCUCUUUCAUUAUCAAAAUUCUCCCUGUUGACGACCUCCCACCUGAACUGUACCCUGGCACGACUCUGCAAAUGACUGUGCAUGAGUAUCAGCUUACUUACUUCCGAAAAAAAUUCCUCCGUUAUACUGACCUCGACUCAGAGGAUCGAGAUCUCAAAUACACAAUCAUCCAGCCGCCAACUGACACAGAUGAGAACAGCCCUGUUGUAUUGGGAGCUCUGGUUUUAACUGAAAAACCAAACACUGAGGUCACAACUUUCACUCAGGCACAAAUUAACCACCAUAAAAUAGCUUACAAACCACCUGAUCUUGAGCUUGGAAUUACCACUCAUGUUUUGCAGUUUAGGUACACUGUGGAGGAUGUUUCUGGAAAUCGUGUAGAAGGAGUUUUCACAAUAUUUUUAAAGCCUGUGGACAACAAGCCUCCUCAGAUAACCAACUCUGGGUUUACUGUGCUUGAACGUGGCACACAUAUCAUCACAAGUGCUGAGCUGGACACCUCAGACACAGACACAGACAGCAAACAGAUAAUCUUCACUGUUACUCAGCCACCACUUCAUGGCCAGAUCCAGUUUACAUUCACCGACAUGACAAAAGGAGACACUUUCAACCUAGACGAUAUUGGAAGUAGCAGAAUUUCAUACAUCCAUAAUGGGGAUGAAUCACUAGUUGAUUCGAUUCAAAUAGAUGUCAGCGAUGGGGUCCAUGUCGUCCCAAUUACUAUAAAGAUUAGCGUGAAGCCAAUUGAUGAUGAGACUCCGACUAUCAGUCUCCCAGCUGGCACAAUUGGCUCUUACAUAGAUGUACUGGAAAAUGGAGCAACAGAAAUAACGAGUAAUGUCAUUCAGGGAAGAGAUGAGGACACAGAUGACCUUCGUUUGACCUUCAUUGUUGAGGAUCCACCAUCAUUAGGUGAAAUCCUAGUGAAAGGUGUCCCAUCUGGUACAUUCACUCAAGCUGAUAUCAUUAAUGGCCUUGUUGUCUAUGCUCAUGCCAGUGGGGAGAUAGGCUUGACCACAAAAGAGGACUUUUUCAAUCUCACUCUGACAGACAUGUCUGAUGAGUGGACUGUUGGAGGAAAUAAGAUCACAGGUGUUAGAGUGCAUGUAACUAUUCUUCCCCUGGACAGCCAGGCCCCAGAGGUCUUUGUGGGGCCACAGUUCACUGUUGUUGAGGGAGAGAAGAAUGUCAUUCAAAUUCUUCACAUAAGCGCUGAUGAUGUCGACACCCCCAAUGAUGACCUCCUUUGUACAAUCAUUGUACAGCCGACUUCAGGGUAUGUGGAAAAUAUCUCCCCAGCACCCGGUUCAGAGAAAUCCAGGGCUGGGACAGCCAUUAGUGCUUUCACCAUCAAGGACAUCAGACAGAAUCACAUUUACUAUGUUCAAAGCAUUCACAAAGGAGUCGAGCCAGUGGAGGACAGGUUUACAUUCAGAUGCUCUGAUGGCAUCAAUUUCUCUGAAAGGCACUUUUUCCCUAUCUCCAUAAUCCCCUCUAAUGAUGAAAAGCCUGAGAUUUACAUGAGAGAGUUUGUAGUUAUGGAGGGCAUGAACAUAGUCAUUGACACUCCCAUUCUGAAUGGUGCUGAUGCAGAUCUCCCCCCUGAUCAGCUCACAUUCAUUAUCACCAAACCCCCCAAGCACGGAUUUAUUCUCAAUCAGCUCACUACUGGCACCGUCCCCGUCUUUAACUUCACCUUGGAUCAAAUCAGGGAGGCCUCCAGCAUUGUGUAUGAGCACGAUGACUCAGAGACCACAGAGGACAGCUUUGAUAUUGUUCUCACAGAUGGAAAGUUCAGUGUAGAGAAAACAGUAAUAGUUAUGAUUAUCCCUGUGGACGACGAAACCCCGAGGAUGGCAGUCAACGAUGGCCUUGAAAUUGAGAUAGGUGACAUAAAAGUCAUAAACAGCAAUGUUUUAAAAGCUACUGAUCUGGACUCUGAGGAUAGCAUGUUAACAUACAUUAUUCGCUAUGGGCCUGGUCAGGGCUAUUUGCAGAGAACAAUGCCCUCUGGGACAUUUCAAAAUAUCACAGUUGGAAUGAACUUUACACAGAAUGAAGUGGAUCAGGGUUUGAUUGUGUACAUCCAUAAUGGACAAGAGGGGAUUCGAGACCUCAUCAAAUUUGAUGUGACAGAUGGCAUCAACCCUUUGAUUGACAGAUACUUCUACGUAACAGUGGGUGGCAUUGACAUGGUUUUCCCAGACGUGGUCAGUAAAGGUGUAUCCCUUAAAGAGGGUGGCAGGGUUACUCUGACAACAGACCUACUCAGUACUAGUGACCUUAACAGCCCCGAUGAACACUUGGUUUACACAAUUACCCGUGCUCCAAUGAGAGGCCACCUGGAAUGCACAGACACACCUGGGAUGCCCAUCUCAUCCUUCAGUCAGCUCCAGCUGGCUGGAAACAAAAUCUAUUACAUUCACACUGCUGAUGAUGAAGUGAAAAUGGAUAGCUUUGAAUUUGAGGUGACUGACGGCUACAACCCUGUGUUUCGCACUUUCCGCAUUUCCAUUUCUGACGUGGACAAUAAAAAGCCUGUGGUGACAGUACACGGCCUGGUGGUGACCGAAGGAGAGAACAAACUCAUCACGCCUUUUGAGCUAACAGUGGAGGACAGAGACACUGUUGACCGCCUCUUAAAGUUCACAGUCACUCAAAUCCCAGUUCAUGGUCGCCUGCUCUUCAACAACACCAGGCCUGUCAACUCCUUCACAAAGCAGGACUUGAAUGAAAACAUGAUCAGCUACAAGCAUGAUGGCACAGAGAGUGCAGAGGACAGUUUCUCCUUCACUGUCUCUGACGGCACUCACACAGACUUCUUCAUCUUCCCCGACACAGUAUUUGAGACGCGAAAGCCCCAAAUAAUGAAGAUAACUGUCCUCCCUGUGGAUAAUGGGGUCCCGCAGAUUGUGGUGAACAAGGGUGCACCAACAUUGCGGGUUCUGGAGAAUGGUCGCCCGGGGUUUGUGAUCACCAGUAAGACCCUUAAGGCAGAGGACAGAGACAGCAUUCAGAAUUCUGUGACCUUUAGGAUUACUGUUGCCCCAGAACAUGGCUACCUGAUCAACCUUGGCAAAGGAAAUGCCACUAUCACCACUUUCACGCAAGCUGAAAUUGAUGACAUGAACAUCUGCUAUGUUCUGAGGGAUGGUGACAAUGCUACAAAUGACAUCUUCUAUUUUUCCAUUGAAGACAAUGGAGGAAACAAACUGAAGAACCAGCAGUUCCGUCUGAACUGGGCUUGGAUCUCUCUAGAGAAGGAAUACUAUGUGGUGGAUGAAGAGGUCAAAUUCCUGGAGGUGGUGCUGAAACGUCGGGGCUACCUGGGGGAAACUUCGUUCGUUAGUAUUGGCACAAAGGACGGCACUGCAGAAAAGGACAAAGAUUUCCGGGGGAAAUCUCAAAAACAGGUCCAGUUCAACCCUGGCCAGACCACAGCCACUUGGAAGGUCCGGAUCCUGUCAGAUAACGAAUAUGAAGUGUCAGAGAUCUUCCAGAUCGUUUUGUCUGAGCCGGUGAUGGCAGCCCUUGAAUUCCCAGAGGUCGCUACUGUGGAGAUCCUGGACCCUGAUGAUGAAUCAACAGUGUUCAUACCCUCAGCUGUGUACAACGUAGAAGAGGACAUUGGUGAGCUGCUCAUCCCUGUGCGCAGGAGUGGGGAUGUCAGUCAGGAGCUCAUGGUCAUCUGCUACACCCAGCAAGUAUCGGCCACAGGCACCGUCCCCACCACAGUGCUGUCCUACUCUGAUUACAUCUCCAGGCCUGAAAACCAUCACAGCAUCCUGCGUUUUGACAAAGGAGAGGUGGAGAAAUCCUGCCGGGUUGUGAUCAUUGAUGACUCCCUGUAUGAAGAUGAGGAAAGCCUCAAUGUCACCCUCAGUAUGCCCAUGGGGGGCCGUCUGGGCUCAGAGUUUUCCACCGCCAGAAUCACAAUCAUUCCCGAUAUAGAUGAUGCUCCUGUAUUCUACUUUGGAAACACAGACUACCAUGUGGAUGAAAGCGAUGGCUUCGUGGAGGUUCAGGUGUGGAGGACAGGGACUGAUCUUUCCAAAGGAGGAACCGUCACAGUGCGCUCCAGAAAGACAGAGCCUGUCUCAGCUGAGGCUGGUGUAGAUUAUGUGGGGAUCAGCCGGAAUCUGGACUUUGCACCGGGGGUCACCAUGCAGACUUUUCGUGUGACCAUCCUGGAUGACCUGGGCCAGCCGGUUCUUGAGGGACCAGAGAAGUUUGAACUGGUACUACGGAUGCCCAUGAAUGGGAUUCUCGGGGAGCCGAGCAAGGCCACUAUCCUCAUCAAUGACACUGUUUCUGACUUGCCAAAGGUGCAGUUCCGUGAUGCUGUGUAUGUAGGCAAUGAGGACUCAGGGCAGAUUUCAGCUACUGUGUACCGUAGUGGUGACAUUAGCUACAGGUCCACGGUGCGCUGUUACAGUAGGCAGGGGACAGCCCAGGUCAUGAUGGACUUCAAUGAGAGGCCCAACACAGAUGCUUCCAUCAUCACAUUUUUACCAGGAGAGAUUGAAAAGCCUUGUGUACUGGUACUAGUUGAUGAUACGGAACAUGAGGAAGAAGAAGAGCUCCGGCUUGUGUUGGGAAGCCCCAAGAGUGAAUCUCCAUUUGGAGCAGCUAUUGGAGUACAGAAUGAGACACUCAUCAAGAUAAAAGACGAUUCAGAUAAGGCGAUUAUUGAGUUUGGAGAGACCAAAUUCAGUGUGAAUGAGCCAAAGGAAAGUGGACAAGUGUCAGUGGUGAAGAUCCCAGUGUUGCGUGCUGGAGAUACCUCCAAGGUCUCUGUUGUCCGAGUUCACACGAAGGACGGAUCUGCUACCUCUGGGGAGGACUACCAUCCCAUAUCUGAGGAAAUUGUGUUCAAAGAGGGUGACGUGGAGCACUAUGUGGAGGUGGAGAUUUUAUAUGAUGGUGUCAGAGAAAUGAGGGAGGCAUUCACUGUACACCUGAGGUCUGAUGAGAACAUGGUGGCUGAAACAAAGAUAAGCAAAGCCAUAAUCUAUAUCGAGGAGACCAGCAGCAUGGCGGAUGUCACCUUCCCUUCAGUGCCCAGAGUGGUUUCUCUGCUGCAUUAUGAUGACAUUAACAGGGCGAGGGACUCUCUCCCUGUGGCUGGAUACCCUGUCAUUUGUGUCACUGCCUGUAACCCCAAGUACCCAGACUAUGACAAAACAGGCUCCAUCUGUGUAAGCGAGAAUAUCAACAACACCCUGACGCGUUAUCGUUGGCUUGUGAGCGCCCCCACCGGCCCAGAUGGUGUCACCAGCCCUAUGAGGGAAAUUGACUUUGAUACCUUCUUCACCUCGUCCAAGCUCAUCACUUUGGACUCAGUCUACUUCCAGACUGGUUCCAGGGUCCAGUGUGCCGCAAGGGCUGUGAACUCUAACGGGGACGAAGGUCUGGAACUCCCCAGCCCCAUAGUGUCCAUCAGCAUGAACGAGGGAAUGUGCCAGCCUCGUGUUGUAGGCACAGUGGGGGCUGAGCCCUUCUCUGCCAAGCUGCGGUACACUGGAGCAGAAGACAUAGACCACCCCAACCUCAUCAAACUAACUGUCACCAUGCCUCACAUUGAUGGUAUGUUGCCUAUAGUGUCCACUCGACCCCUAUCUAACUUUGAGCUCACACUGAGCCCUGACGGCACCCGUGUUGGCCACCAUCGCUGCUCUAAUUUGUUGGACUACACUGAGGUCAAGACUCGCUACAGCUUCCUUACCGAAGCCACCAAAAAUCCAGAAGUGAUCGGUGAGACAGCGCCUUACCAGUACAGCACUUCCCUCAGGGGAUCCAGUACACUACGCUUCUACAGAAAUCUCAACUUGGAAGCUUGUUUGUGGGAAUUCACCAGCUACUAUGACAUGUCUGAGCUGCUCAGUGACUGUGGAGGGACCAUCGGAACUGAUGGACAGGUGCUGAAUUUGGUCCAGUCCUAUGUGACUCUACGCGUCCCACUCCAUGUGUCCUAUGUCUUCCACUCCCCGGUGGGAGCAGGAGGAUGGCAGCACUUUGACUUACAGUCAGAGCUGAGGCUCACAUUUGUGUACGACACUGCCAUCUUAUGGAAGGAUGGUAUCGGCAGUCCACCAGAGGCUGAACUACAAGGUGCCCUUUACCCAACCAGCAUGCGAAUAAAUGACCAGGGACGACUAGUAGUCAACUUCCGAACUGAGGCUCGAUUCAGGGGCCUGUUUGUGUUUGCACAUCCAGCUUCACCACUCAUCUCCAUGGUCAUGUGUCCGGACCACCCUGGUUUGACCUUUAACCUCAGUCUUGUCAGGAGUGAGCCAACCUACAACCAGCCCAUCCAGCAGUGGACAUUCAUGUCUGAUUUUGCUGUGCGUGACUACUCUGGCACAUACACAGUGAAGCUGGUCCCCUGUACAUCACCUCCCAGCCUGGAGUACACCAUCCCUCCUGUCUGCAAUCCCAGAGAGCCUCUUACGUUCGACCUGGAUAUCCGUUUUCAGCAGGUUAGCGACCCUGUGGCUGCUGAGUUCAGUCUGAACACGCAGAUGAUCUUACUCUCUAAACAGACUCUGUGGCUCUCAGAUGGCUCCAUGGGCUUUGGACAGGAGAGUGACACUGCAUUCUCACAGGGGGAUACAGUUUAUGGCCGAGUGAUGGUGGAUCCAGUGCAGAACUUGGGCGACUCCUUUAUUUGUAACAUAGAAAAAGUGUUCCUGUGUACUGGGGCUGAUGGAUAUGUACCUAAAUACAACCCCAGCAACUUUGAGUUUGGCUGUCUGGCUGAUGCUCCAUCACUACUCUACAGAUUCAAGAUCAUUGACAAGGCCCAACCAGAGACCCAGGCCAGGUCAUUUGGCAAUGUAGCUUUCAAUGCUUUCCUGGCAGUGGAUGACCCUGGCGCUUUAGCUCUAGUGAGACAACCUGGGUCAGAUGGUUUCAGAAUGGAUUCCUCAGCUCUCUUCCAGGUGUCUGCAGGGAGAGAGUGGUACAUUCACACCAUCUACACCGUCCGUUCUCGGGACAACGCUAACCGUGGCAUAGGCAAGAGAAGUCUGGAAUACCAUGUGAUGAGCCAACACACAGAUCUGCUUCCAAAGAGUCAACAUCGCACCAGAAGAUCAGCCAACGAUGUGCCAGACAUAACAGAGGAGAUCGGCGUAAGUAAAAGCCGUGGCACCAACAUCCUGCACAUCGCACUGGACCGCAGCAGCCAGCAGAGGACGAGCCCAGAGAGGGAAAUCUUCACCAAAGGGAUCAUCCCCCAUGAGCUCAACCAGAGAGACAACAGUGACGACAGACUCGUGUUGAUCAUUGGUAUCUUUGUCGGGCUGCUCCUCACGGUUCUCAUCAUCAUCGUGGCGGUGUUUCUGGUACGGUCCAAGCGAGAGAAGAAGGACAUACCCAAGAACUCCAGCAGCGCAGAGCCCAUGAUGACACAAGGCCUCAGUAACAGUGACAGCUCAGAGGUUUAACAAACAGACUAAUGAUUGAGAGUUUUGGUUAAUAUUUUUGUUUUGCAAGUGCCUCACAUUUAGAUAAAAAUUGAAGAUUGUGUGUGAAGCAACACAAAUCACAAAAGCUUUGAUUCUAUUCAGAAAUCUACUUGAAAUACUGCUUCACUUCCACAGCCCAGGCAGUGGUCUGGACACUAACUAGGAGACAGACUGUGUUAGUAGCUGUUUCAAGGCACUUGUCAAGUUGUCAUCACUCAUUAAUUGAUUUGCUUUUGAUGCCACUUGAUCCAAAAAAAGGUGUUAUUUUUUUUUGUUUCCAAAGGUGCUACAGAAGAUGCCUCUUAACUUGAAUGGCAUUUGGUGUUUUACUGAUUAGGUCAAGAGAAACUGGAUAUUCUGCAUCACUGUAGUAGCUGUUAACAACAGGCUUUGUAUGUUUGAUUUGCUGCAUUAAGACACUGUCCAUAAAUCAGUGUGUGCCUAAGAAUUCACAGGAUUUUGAGGUUCCAUAAUGUAUUAUGUUUGUCCUGUGUGAUCAGCACGACAUUCAAAUCAAAUGAAAAAAUAUUUCUUUUUUUCACUCAAAUGAAAAAAAUAUUCUUUUGAGUGAACAUUGUAUUCUUGCGCCCAUGUUUUUGCAUGCAUUUAUUUUUGUAUUUUAAGAUUGUUUGAAAUUGUAAAAAAAAAAGUCUGAUUUGAAAGGAAUUGUGGUAAAUGUGUCUGACCUACUGUAUUUCCUCAAGUUUGUAUUUUACAGUAUAUCCCAUGAAAAAACAGUAUUUAUCAGUAGCUAACUAUUAUUGUUAAAUUCCCCCUAAUGUUUAGUUGUUGAAACACUGUAUGAUUUUAACACCUUAUAACUGACACGUGGCACUAAAUCAGAUCAGAGAAGGUAAACUGUAGUAUUGAUGUGACUUUCAAGACAGCUGGUCUGCGAUGUACAGUGAAGUACAGUACAGUACCACUUCCAGAUCCUCUAUUUCCAAAAGGAAUCAUUGUCACUCUUGGCACAACUGGUUCUUUGAUGUUGACUACUAUAGCUUAGUAGAGAUAGCUGGGGCUCUAAAUCCCCCUCACAACAGGGCUAUGUUUGGAUUGUGCUGUUAAAUUUCUUUAAACCUUGAAAUAUCAUCUAAUAGGUCUAUCAGAUUUCACUUAAAGGGAAUGAAAUGUUUUAUCUUGAAUCAUCAUCCUAAUUAUCAGAAAUUGUCUCCCUGGUUCAUUGGUUUUAAAUGUAUUUAUUUAUUUUUCAGCUCAGUGUUAGUGCUGACACAAACAUCAUUUCCUCUCCUUUUUUAAUUUCGAUUUGAACCUAUCUUUCUCAAACUGUAUGACUUGUUUGUCAUUGUGAUUUGAAUAGACAAUACGCCAAUCCAGUGUGUGUGCCAUGUUUGCAUUAAAACAUUGUGCAUAAAAGAUGAAACUUCAUACAGGCUUUCAAUGUAUCAGUGUUUGCUUUGUUUUUUUCAGACCCAGGCACCGGAUUGCCAUAAAAUCUGAUUACCUCAUACUACUGUAUAUCGUAUAAGAGACACUACUUCAUAGUCACUUCUUUAUAAAUGUUGUGUUUAUUUGCAGUUUUAUUUUGAAUUUGAAAACAAUUCUAUGCAACCUGUGAUAUCAUAACUUCAUGAAAUGUUUACCCCAAGUAUGAUUUUUUUUUCAGUGCACAAUUUGCUUGCUAAUUUAGGUUUAACACUGUAUCAAUGUACUGUGGUUCUUUUUUCCAAUCUAAUGCUUUGAGUGCAUUCUGAGCUUUUUAUGCACAUGUACGUAUGUAUAUACAUAUCUAUUACCUAUAAAUAUACCAUUUGGAUGUUUUUGGGAAUGGUUAUUGUUAAAAAAAUGCAUACUGUAUGUGCUGUAAGUAUUUGUAACAUAGACCAGAAGCACAUUGUGGUCUGCAAAUAAAUAAUUUU
This is a messenger RNA of Toxotes jaculatrix (banded archerfish), 11291 nucleotides long. RefSeq names its product FRAS1 related extracellular matrix 2b (gene frem2b). Gene Ontology annotation, biological process: cell communication. Lineage: Eukaryota; Metazoa; Chordata; Actinopteri; Toxotidae. Gene Ontology annotation, cellular component: membrane. The record is from RefSeq and is a predicted model, not a curated record.